CAGCAAGGGCGAUAGCACCGAGGACGAGGGUAUCGUUUUAUCCGACGAGGAAGAGGAUCCGGCUCAGGUCUAUCACAGCACCAGACCUGCAUCUUGCGUGGGUGGUUUUGGUAGUAGCGAUGCUUCUGGGUGGACACCACGGGUGCAUCCAACCAAUGCUGCCAUGUCGCCGAUCCAAUACCCGAAUUCGUCGCUGCGAAGCACGAUCUCACAGGACUUUGCCAACCAGCCUUUGCCAGAGAUGAUUGCUGCCCCUAUUGGCAGUCUCCCUCGCCCCACGGUUGGCCAGAGCGACACCUGCAGACGGCUUGGAGCAGUGCAAACGCCAAGCUCGCUGCAUGUGGGGGAUAGAUUCCCCGCAUGUAAAGGUUAUGAGUGCAGGACUGAGGUACCGGACAGUGGUGGUACCAAAGGCCAUAGUGCUACCGCUGUGGCUGCUCUGGCGCAGAUGCGCUACACGCGGCCGGCAGCGGGUCUGCCUGCAACGCCGGCCCAAGCUUAUGAGGUGGAGGAGUGUAAUAGCGACGAUGAUCAAGACGUUGCCUCGGCUGAUGAGCUAGACAUAACUCAUGUUGAGACGCCCAACCAGGUAAUAUCCUUGCCAGGGGUUAGCAGCCUUCUCAUGGGCAUCAAUGCGCCCAACAAAAGGUCGGCACCAGGUGCCAACAGCCUGGAGUUCCUUGCCAAGUGGCCGAUUUGCAACCGUGGCAUGUCUCUUGCCCGCGGCCGUUCAAGGGCUGGACACAGGGUUGAAUUCCGUGAUGCAUUGGGUUCUUUUCUAUUCAGAGACAUCCUUAGCAGCGAUUACAUCCUAGAAGACGUGUUCUUCCAGUACUACCCUAAUGCGCCGCGUAACGUGAUAUUCUACACCUAUGACCAGGUCGCCCUACCAAGACAGACCUCGCUCGGCUACGCAACCAGGUGCUACGGUGACGGCGGCGACACUAUUGUGAUCUGGGUCAGGCAGCCUGCAUCAGCCGACUCUGACUACGAGCCGAGGUGGAGCACGUAAAGAAGACUCGGUCCGUAGCAUUCCUUUUCAAUGUUCUUCUACAAUAGCACUCCUCCAAAAUCCCCAAAUCUCAAAAACAGAACAUGCUUGCCCAAUGCAAAGACCUGCGGGC
Linderina pennispora is the source of this 1124-nucleotide messenger RNA. RefSeq lists its product as uncharacterized. The record is from RefSeq and is a predicted model, not a curated record. NCBI's taxonomy places the organism in Eukaryota, Fungi, Kickxellomycota, Kickxellomycetes, Kickxellales, Kickxellaceae. The coding region runs from base 164 to 1012 and encodes 282 amino acids. The transcript is spliced from 2 exons.